UCUUCGACUACCUUGUCAAGAAGGGGAGGCUGACCCCCAAAGAGGCUAGAAAGUUCUUCCGGCAGAUCAUCUCUGCGCUAGACUUCUGCCACAGUCACUCCAUAUGCCACAGGGAUCUGAAACCAGAAAACCUUCUGCUGGACGAGAAGAAUAACAUCCGGAUCGCGGACUUCGGGAUGGCGUCGCUGCAGGUUGGCGACAGCCUGCUGGAGACGAGCUGCGGGUCCCCCCACUAUGCCUGCCCGGAGGUGAUCCGGGGGGAGAAGUACGAUGGCCGCAAGGCAGACGUGUGGAGCUGCGGCGUGAUUCUGUUCGCCCUGCUUGUGGGGGCGCUGCCCUUCGACGACGACAACCUGCGGCAGCUGCUGGAGAAGGUGAAGCGGGGCGUGUUCCACAUGCCGCACUUCAUCCCGCCCGACUGCCAGAGCCUGCUGCGCGGCAUGAUCGAGGUGGACGCCACGCGGCGCCUCACGCUAGAGCACAUUCAGAAACACAUUUGGUAUAUAGGAGGCAAGAACGAGCCCGAGCCGGAGCAGCCCAUCCCCCGCAAGGUGCAGAUCCGCUCGCUGCCCAGCCUGGAGGACAUCGACCCCGACGUGCUGGACAGCAUGCACUCGCUGGGCUGCUUCCGGGACCGGAACAAGCUGCUGCAGGACCUGCUGUCCGAGGAGGAGAACCAGGAGAAGAUGAUUUACUUCCUCCUCCUGGACCGGAAAGAAAGGUAUCCGAGCCACGAGGACGAGGACCUGCCGCCCAGGAACGAGAUAGACCCUCCCCGGAAGCGCGUGGACUCCCCAAUGCUGAACCGGCACGGCAAGCGGCGGCCUGAGCGCAAGUCCAUGGAGGUGCUGAGCGUGACGGAUGGCGGCUCCCCGGUGCCUGCGCGGCGGGCCAUCGAGAUGGCCCAGCACGGCCAGAGUAAAGCAAUGUUCAGUAAAAGCCUGGAUAUCGCUGAAGCCCACCCCCAAUUCAGCAAAGAAGACAGGUCUAGGUCCAUCAGCGGCGCUUCCUCAGGCCUCUCCACCAGCCCACUCAGCAGCCCCCGGGUGACCCCUCACCCCUCUCCGAGGGGCAGUCCCCUCCCUACCCCCAAGGGGACGCCUGUGCACACGCCCAAGGAGAGCCCGGCCGGCACGCCCAACCCCACGCCACCGUCCAGCCCCAGCGUGGGAGGGGUGCCCUGGAGGACACGGCUCAACUCCAUCAAGAACAGCUUCCUGGGGUCACCCCGCUUCCACCGCCGGAAACUGCAAGUUCCGACGCCCGAGGAGAUGUCCAACCUGACCCCGGAGUCGUCCCCAGAGCUCGCCAAAAGGUCCUGGUUCGGGAACUUCAUCAGCCUGGAGAAGGAGGAACAGGUCUUCGCGGUCAUCAAGGACAAGCCGCUGAGCUCCAUCAAAGCCGACAUCGUCCACGCCUUCCUGUCGAUCCCCAGCCUCAGCCACAGCGUCAUCUCCCAGACGAGCUUCCGGGCCGAGCACAAGGCGACGGGGGGCCCGGCGGUGUUCCAGAAGCCCGUCAAGUUCCAGGUGGACAUCACCUACACCGAGGGCGGGGCGGCGCAGAAGGAGAACGGCGUCUACUCCGUCACGUUCACGCUCCUGUCAGGCCCCAGCCGCCGCUUCAAGAGGGUCGUGGAGACCAUUCAGACCCAGCUGCUGAGCACACAUGAGAGCCUUCUGCCCAGCACUUGUCAGACACCACUAACUGUAUGGAAAUGAUGACGGGGAGGCUUUCCAAAUGUGGAAUUAUCCCGAAAAGUUAACAUGUCAUCUCCACGAGGCCGUCCUCCGUGCUCUGCACCGGAUACCGGCUGACCGAAGGCAGCUGCCGUGGACCUGCCCUCUCUCCUCUCCUGCUGCUGCCGCCCACUGGGCAGUGAGGCCCUGCCCGCCCGCCAGCUCUGCCCAGUUUCAGCUCCGCAUGGCCACGGGGAGGAGGACCCGGCCCCGACGGGAGGCCGCCUCGGGCCCACCCGACUGGACGCGCGGUGACCAGUGCCCCCGGCGGGUCCGGCCAGCCUCCGGGGCAGGCCCAAGGGGGUGAAGCAGCCGUCUGGCCCGGCCGGCACGGCCUCUCCUCAGCACGUCCCCUCCCUGCUGCUCCCUCCUCGUCCACGUCCAGGCACCUCAGCGCCGCCCACCUGCCUCGCCGCAUCCCACCCCCCAGCUCCCCGGGGGCUGCAGGUGGAAAGAAACCCCGGGGGCCCCGCAGCACCUGCCCACCUGCCCACCCGCCCGCCCGAGGGCAGGCCGAGAUCAGUAUUAUUUACUUGCUGUUUUAACUUAUUGAGUUUCUUUACUUCUCCGUUCAGGGAAGGGGCAGCAGCAGCGCCGUCCUGCCGUCUGUCUGUGUGUGUGUCUUGGGCAGGGUGGGGUCUGGGCCAAGGUGCCCCGUGGACAGAGCGGUCGGGGUGCCGGGGCCGCGGGGGCAGCCGGCCGAUGCAGCGCCGGCAAGCUACUGUAAACUUUAAAGAAUUCCUGCAAGAUAUUUUUAUAAACUUUUUUUCUUGGUUGUU
Aethalodelphis obliquidens (Pacific white-sided dolphin) is the source of this 2518-nucleotide messenger RNA. RefSeq names its product BR serine/threonine kinase 2 (gene BRSK2). Gene Ontology annotation, biological process: protein phosphorylation; intracellular signal transduction. Lineage: Eukaryota; Metazoa; Chordata; Mammalia; Artiodactyla; Delphinidae. Gene Ontology annotation, cellular component: cytoplasm. Gene Ontology annotation, molecular function: protein serine/threonine kinase activity; ATP binding. The record is from RefSeq and is a predicted model, not a curated record.